Messenger RNA from Carassius carassius (crucian carp), 1049 nucleotides. It is a transcript of the gene hdhd3, whose product is annotated as haloacid dehalogenase-like hydrolase domain containing 3. NCBI's taxonomy places the organism in Eukaryota, Metazoa, Chordata, Actinopteri, Cypriniformes, Cyprinidae. The transcript is spliced from 2 exons. The coding region runs from base 116 to 841 and encodes 241 amino acids. The record is from RefSeq and is a predicted model, not a curated record.
CAGAACGUUUACCCCCUCUUACCUCGCUUUCUAACACUACGUUGCCAUUUGUAGGUUAUGUGUGCAUUUUGUAUUAUCAGAGCAUAAGGCUUGUAGGUUUUUAGUAGCAUUGGUGAUGCGGGGGCCGGUGCGUUGGGUAUUAUGGGAUGUAAAGGACACAGUGUUAAAGGUCCGUCGCUCGGUUGGAGAGCAGUACUGCAGCGAAGCAGAGCGAGCAGGACUAAAGCUGCCCGCUGCACAGGUAGAAACUGCUUUCAGACAGGCCUACAGGCAGCUAUCUUGCCUAUUUCCCAACUAUGGCAGAGCUCAGGGCAUGAACAGCCAGGAGUGGUGGACUGGACUAGUGAGGGACACUUUUGCCCAGUGUGGGGUAGAUGACCCUGCUUUACUGGAUAGUCUAGCCAACAAACUCUAUCAUAACUUUAGUGGACCAGAAAACUGGGAGGAGUUUCCUGAUUCUAAUAGAACUCUGAUGUUCUGCACCGCUUUGGGACUCAAGCAAGGCAUUGUUUCCAACUUUGACAAGCGUUUGGAAGGGAUCCUUCGGGGAUGUGGCCUUCUCACUCACUUCUCAUUUCUCUUGACCUCAGAAGAAGCUGGGGUUGCUAAACCAAAACCUGGCAUUUUUACCCAGGCGCUCGUGCGGUGUGGUGUUCCAGCCUCCAGUGUAGUUUAUGUUGGGGACCAUUAUGUGAAUGACUACCUGACCUCACGCUCAUUGGGUAUUCAAGGUUACCUGCUUGACAGACAAAACUUUAAUGGGCAUCUUGAUGUUCCCCCACAGCAUAGACUACAGAGCCUAGAUGAACUACCAGCUCGACUGAAACAGGAUGCAGCCUGAUGAUUAUGUAAUGUUGCUGCAGGCUUAAACUAAUUUUUAAAUGAGCCAUAUUUUCUGCAGAUGCUUGUUUUGUAUGAGGAAACAUAAGAGUUAAGCCAAAAAUAUCAGAAAGUAGGAUUGGAAAUUGUUCUGGAAAUGUACUUUUAACAGUAUAGUUUUAAUGAACUCCUAAUGUACUGCUAAAAAUUAUAUUUAAUUGUGAAAAUUG